AUGUCUGCCGAUGUUCCCCCGCCGUUCUUCCAGCGGAUGGUCGAAUUGACCGUCCCCGCUCAGAUCAUAUCAUGGGCCAUACCCCACUACGUGAAAGUCUUCACGAAAACAAUAUUCAAAGGCCAAAUCCUAGCCCCAAUCAGCCAAACCUCCAAACUACGAGAUGAAGCCUUUGGCAGUUUCUGGAUCGAAUUCAGCAGCCCCCGCCAAAUGACCUCCGACCCAAACAACACUGAACUCCCCACCCCAGUCGGCUCCUCAGCCUUAAUCCCCCCACUCCUCCGCACAGCCAGCGGCGUAGUCCUAGACAUAGGCCCAGGAACAGGAACCCAAAUGCCCCUUCUAACAUCCCCCUCCAUAACCGCGCUAUACGGCGCAGAGCCAUGCACAAGUCUCCACAAAGCACUUCGCGCAAAGGCCGAGGCAGAGGGCAUUUCUUCCAAAUACCAUAUCCUACCCACUGGCGUUGCGGCCGCCGAACUGACACCGGCUCUACGGGACUCGGGAGUUGAUGUUAGUUCAGAGGGUGUUUUUGAUACGAUUCUUUGUGUUCGUGUUUUGUGCUCUGUGCCGAAUAUGGAGAAGACUGUUUCGGAGCUUUAUGGGAUGUUGAAGCCUGGGGGUCGGAUUUUGGUUACGGAGCAUGUUGUUAAUCCGUGGAGACGGGCGAAGGGGUCUUUACUUGCGAGGGUUGCGCAGGUGGUUUAUCAGGCGCUUGGGUGGAGUUGGUUUAUUGGGGAUUGUGCGUUGAAUAGGGAUAUUGAGAAGGCGUUGAGGGGGGCUGCUGGUGCUGAGGGGUGGGAGAGUGUUGAGUUGGAGAGGAGUUUUGAGUGGUCUGCUAUGCCUUAUAUCUCGGGGACUUUGGUUAAGAGGGGUUAG
Molecule: messenger RNA, 879 nt
Organism: Penicillium brevicompactum
Lineage: Eukaryota; Fungi; Ascomycota; Eurotiomycetes; Eurotiales; Aspergillaceae
Product: class I SAM-dependent methyltransferase
Exons: 3
Coding region: 1-879 (292 amino acids)
Source: RefSeq, a predicted model, not a curated record